This is a messenger RNA of Morchella importuna, 441 nucleotides long. RefSeq lists its product as uncharacterized. The transcript has 2 exons. Bases 1 to 441 code for a protein of 146 amino acids. The record is from RefSeq and is a predicted model, not a curated record. NCBI's taxonomy places the organism in Eukaryota, Fungi, Ascomycota, Pezizomycetes, Pezizales, Morchellaceae.
AUGCCGCCCACAAACGCCAUCAAAACCUUCCUCUCCACCCCGCACUUCGCCGUCCUCGGCGCCGUCCCCGACCCCUCCCGCUACGGCCACAAAGUCUUCGCCUGGUACCACGCCCACUCCCUUCCCGUCACCGGCAUCCACCCGCGCACACCCACACUCACGCUCCCGCCCUCCACGACCCCCUACCCCACCCUCGCGUCGAUCGCGGACCUGCCCGACCCGGCCAACACGGCGCUGUCGUUCAUCACGCCACCGGCGGUGACGCUGGAGGUGCUGAAGGCCGCAAAGGGGCUGGGGGUGAGGGCGGUGUGGUUCCAGCCCGGCGCGGCGGACGUGGCAUGUGUGGGCUUUGCGGAGGAGGCGGGGAUGACGGUCGUGGCGGGGGGUAGGUGUGUUUUGGUGGAUGGGGAGGAGGGGUUGAGGAGUGUGGGGAGGCUGUAG